Molecule: messenger RNA, 4486 nt
Organism: Xiphias gladius (swordfish)
Lineage: Eukaryota; Metazoa; Chordata; Actinopteri; Istiophoriformes; Xiphiidae
Gene: rps6ka3b
Product: ribosomal protein S6 kinase, polypeptide 3b
Exons: 22
Coding region: 422-2626 (734 amino acids)
Biological process (GO): intracellular signal transduction; protein phosphorylation
Molecular function (GO): ribosomal protein S6 kinase activity; magnesium ion binding; ATP binding
Source: RefSeq, a predicted model, not a curated record
AGAUAGAGAGAUAACUGCCUGCGUUGAGUCAAUCAGUUUCCGAAAAAGGGCGUCCUUCUCUCUGCUUUCUCAUGUUUGUCCCUCCGGAGGAAGGGGCGGUCUGAGCGCCAGAGCAGAUCGGGAAUUAGACCGCGUUCGCUCGGCUCGGCUCUGCUCGCUCGGUCGCUCGGUCGGUCGGUCGGUCGGUUGGUGGGCUCCGCGGCGGUUUGGUUCCAGCCGACAGACAAGUAGCGGGAGCUUAAAAACAUUAAAGAAAAAAAAAAAAAAGAGAGAGAAGAAGAGAGAAGAAGAGAGAAGAAAGAAGGAGGUUGGACUGAAAGUGUCAACCGAGGGAGGGACGGCAAACCGGAGCAGAAAAGAGGAAUAAAAAAAGAAGAAGAAGAAGAAGAAAGACAAGUAGAGGGAGGAGAAGAAGGGAAAGAUGCCCCUGGCUCAGUUGGCAGAUCCCUGGCAGAAGAUGCCGCUGGGGGGGACGGCGGGAGAGGAUGCUCAUCACGAUCCUGAGGACUCGGUGGGCGAGGACGACUCGAUCCCUGCCUGCACUGAUGACGUGCCAAUUAAGGAGAUCAGUAUCACUCACCAUGUGAAGGAGGGAUCAGAGAAGGCCGACCCGCGACAGUUCGAGCUGCGCAAAGUCCUGGGGCAAGGCUCCUUUGGCAAGGUGUUUCUGGUGAGGAAGAUCACAGGACCAGACGCCGGUCAGCUGUACGCCAUGAAGGUCCUGAAGAAAGCCACGCUCAAAGUGCGUGACCGGGUCAGGACAAAGAUGGAGAGAGACAUUCUGGUGGAGGUCAACCAUCCCUUCAUCGUCAAACUGCACUAUGCGUUUCAGACGGAGGGGAAGCUCUACUUGAUCUUGGAUUUUCUCAGAGGAGGAGAUCUCUUCACUCGUCUGUCUAAGGAGGUAAUGUUCACAGAGGAGGAUGUGAAGUUUUACCUGGCUGAACUCGCUCUGGCACUCGAUCACCUUCAUGGCCUCGGCAUCAUUUACAGAGACCUCAAGCCUGAGAACAUCCUGCUCGAUGAGGAUGGACAUAUCAAGCUGACCGACUUUGGCCUCAGCAAGGAGUCAAUAGACCACGAGAACAAAGCCUACUCCUUCUGUGGGACGGUGGAGUACAUGGCUCCCGAGGUGGUGAACAGGCGAGGACACACGCACAGCGCUGACUGGUGGUCGUACGGCGUGCUCAUGUUUGAGAUGCUGACGGGAACGCUGCCGUUUCAAGGCAAAGACCGGAAAGAGACGAUGACCAUGAUCCUCAAGGCCAAGUUGGGAAUGCCACAGUUUUUGAGUUCGGAAGCUCAGAGUCUCCUCAGGAACCUUUUUAAACGCAACCCUGCCAACAGAUUAGGAGCUGGACCAGAUGGAGUAGAGGAGAUCAAGAGGCAUCAGUUCUUCAACACCAUCGACUGGAAUAAACUGUACCGCAGAGAGAUCUAUCCUCCUUUCAAACCAGCUGCAGGACGACCCGACGACACUUUCUAUUUUGAUCCAGAGUUCACAGCUAAAACACCCAGAGACUCUCCGGGGGUUCCCCCCAGUGCCAACGCCCAUCAGCUGUUCAGAGGAUUCAGUUUUGUGGCCAUAACAGAGGAGGAAACACAACCACUACCCCAUGCUAUUGUACAGCAACUUCACCGUAGCACGUCCCAGUUCGCGGACGCCUACGAGAUCAAAGAGGACAUCGGCGUCGGCUCGUACUCCAUCUGCAAACGCUGCAUACACAAAGGAACCGGCAUGGAGUACGCGGUCAAGAUCAUCAACAAGGCCAAGAGAGACCCGACGGAGGAGGUGGAGAUCCUGCUGAGAUACGGACAGCACCCCAACAUCAUCACCCUCAAGGACGUGUAUGACGACGGCCGGUCGGUGUUCCUGGUGACGGAGCUGAUGAAAGGAGGCGAGCUGCUGGACAAGAUCCUCCGGCAGAAGUUCUUCUCGGAGAGAGAGGCCAGCGCUGUUCUCUACACCAUCACCAAGACUGUGGAGUACCUGCACGUACAGGGGGUGGUGCACAGAGACCUGAAGCCCAGCAACAUCCUCUACGUGGACGAGAGCGGGAACGCCGAGUCCAUCAGGAUCUGUGACUUUGGUUUCGCCAAACAGCUGAGGGCGGAGAACGGCCUGCUCAUGACGCCGUGUUACACCGCCAACUUUGUCGCGCCAGAGGUCUUGAAGAAGCAGGGUUACGAUGCAGCCUGUGACAUCUGGAGUCUCGGAGUCCUGCUCUACACGAUGCUAACAGGCUUCACUCCGUUUGCUAACGGUCCGGAGGACACGCCGGAGGAGAUUUUGGCUCGUAUCGGCAGCGGAAAGUUCUCACUCAGCGGAGGAUACUGGACCUCCGUUUCCGCCGAGGCUAAGGAUCUGGUGUCUAAGAUGCUGCACGUCGACCCCCACCAGCGGCUGACGGCAGGUCAGGUCCUCAGGCACCCCUGGGUGACGCACAGGGACCAGCUGCCGAAGUACACCCUCAACAGGCAGGACGCGCCACACCUCGUCAAGGGUGCGAUGGCGGCCACCUACUCAGCCCUGAACAGGAACGUCCCUCCGGUCCUGGAGCCGGUGGGCUGCUCCACUCUGGCCCAGCGGAGGGGGGUGAAAAAGAUCACCUCUACCGCUCUGUGACCUUUAACCCCCUCCUCGACCCCCCCCUCCCCAAAAAAAAAAAAAAAAAACCAUCUUCCCAUCAACUCUGACCUCGAUCUGACCUCCGGCGGGACAGACUACUGAUGGACCUGGGAACCGCUGACGCCAAACAGGAGCACAGAGACCGCCGCUUAACCCCUGGCCCUCCCCUCCCUGUCCUGUCCUCUGUCCCUGCACCUUAAUGGACUCUUCUGAUUGGAUCUCUUCUGCUGUCUUACUGUAAAGUCUCAGCUUCGGCGUCACUGAGCUGUAACGGCAACCCGUCGACCCGUUUUGCUUUGGACAAUCGGUGCCGCCUCGCCGGAGAACGACAGUACUGUAUUUAUUUCCUUCAAAACUGGGGGGAACUGAACAUAGGAACAUGCUCGUCUGACGUAUGCAUUUAAAGAGCUAGGAUCAUUGUUGUUAUACUGGCGUCACGGUUUCUGCGUAGCUGCGGAUCCUGCAUUUGAACCUCAAGUAGCCUCUGAGAUGACGCCGCCUACAGGAAAAGGACGGAGGGCGUGAAUCGGUGCAGGAGGCAGGUCAGCGUUCACCCCACUGAGCGGAGCAGCCUCGGCUCUGAAAUGUCACCGCGCGCAUUUCGACCUAGGAAAGAGGGAACCUGAGAGCAGGAGCAUCCGGCCUUACCGGAUGUUUUGGGGAUAGAGAAAAGUCUCUCAGGAGCCCGAUUUUGUUUGGAAAAUUAAUUUCCCUACGCGUCAGGCACAGUCAGAGGCUUCCGGCGUCCAGUAUCUUACCUUUAAAGGCGCAGAACACCAUGAGGAAAAUCAAAAUUGGUUCAUUUUAGCCAUUGGACAGUCCAACAUUGGGCUUGUGAAUUUAGCAGCCUCUGUCAAAAACUUCAAGUCAAGCUUUCAUCUGACUUCUCUUGACGUGAAUCUGUUCGAGGUGAAGUGAUAAUUGGCAGCCAGUUUUUUAACCAGCACUUUUUAUUUCUUCUUUUUUUUUUCCUCGUCACAGGUUCGACACAAACUUACAGGAUAAAUCUUGCGAUGUUUUGAUAUUUUUCUGAUUGUCAACGGCUCCCAUGAAAAGACCGAAACCAACAAAUGUGCUGGUCUGUCUCUCACAGUUUCAUCUUUUAAAAAGACUCAGUAAUUUUCCUAAAACAGCUGCUCACUGUGAGUUUUUAGUCAAACAAACGGGAGGAAAUGGUGCGUUUGCUGGGGACUUCUUUCAGCAGAGGAUGCACACACAGCGCCUGAUUGUUGGACACAGUCAUUGUUGGUUUGGCUCUGCACAGGGGGUUUGUUGACCAGUGGAAAAAUAUUAUCCUUUAAACAGCCUUGUGGCUGUAUAGAGUCCUUAGACUCCAAAUGUUUUCCAUCAUCUUCAUUCUCCUCGAAUCAAGUCAGAAAAUCACAAUCUGAGCCCAUAAAUGAACAGGAACAAGCAGAUCCUGCCUUUUUUUUUUUUAAACCAUCACUUUAGAGCCCCCCCUGGUGCCCACGGGAGUGUUGAAUUUUAUUUUAUUUUUUAAUUUAUUUUAUGCACUUCACUAAAGUUAUGCAAAGCGAUGGCAGCGACCUGUGGAAAAACAAAGUCAAGUUUUACCGCGUGCUACACGGAUUUACCUCCAGUGUCUACACCCGGGAGCGGGAAUGACUCCAAGCCCUGACACGGAGAAUCUAAAGGAUGUUGUCAAGGGAACGUGGUUACCCAACGUGCUGCGUGAAGACAAAACGUUGGAUCAUUAAUUAAAAAAAAAUAAAUUAAAUACCAUUUUUUUUUUAAAAGAGACGAGCUUCCUGCUUCCGCCGCCAGUCGCUGGCGUGAGACGACUCGAGAACCCGGAUGACCUUCUGCACGAGCCGCCUGAUCAUCUCUGUGUGUGUG